Messenger RNA from Eublepharis macularius, 1000 nucleotides. It is a transcript of the gene CENPV, whose product is annotated as centromere protein V. The coding region runs from base 227 to 916 and encodes 229 amino acids. The transcript has 5 exons. Gene Ontology annotation, molecular function: carbon-sulfur lyase activity. The record is from RefSeq and is a predicted model, not a curated record. NCBI's taxonomy places the organism in Eukaryota, Metazoa, Chordata, Lepidosauria, Squamata, Eublepharidae.
UGCUCUAAAGCGCUGUCGCCAUGCUGACGGUGGCAGGCACGUUCUAGGGCGUUGCGAGUCGAUCCGGAGACAGCAUUGGAGGAGGGGCUGCCUCCCUCCCCCUCCAGCCAGGCCCGAUCCUCCUCUUUUUCCGCCACGUGGCUUCCCUGUCGGAGCAGCUGCGCGGCUCGGGAGCGCCCUCCUGCGGCCACGGCUGUAGGCCCAGGGCAGCGGCGGCGUGACCACCAUGGGGAAGGCGAGGCGGUCCCCUGCAGCCGCGACAACGCGUAAAGGCCCCCACUCCGGGGGAAAGAAGCCGCCGGAGCCUGCCGGGAGCCCUUCCGCCCGGGAUCGGCCCUCCAAGGGCAAGGGUUCGCAGCGGCAGGUGGCCUGCGACGCGGCGCCCCCGAGCCCGAAGGAGGAGCCCGGCGCUCUGGCCCUGGGAGCUCAGCAGGAGCGCUGGCUCCAAUUCCUGGAGCGCCAGCGGGUGAGCUGCGAGGAGGCGGCCAAGCUCUUGCUGGACACCUUCGAGUACCAGGGACUGGUGAAGCACACCGGGGGCUGUCACUGCGGAGCCGUCCGCUUCGAGGUCUGGGCCCCGGCCGACCUGCACGUCUUCGAUUGCAAUUGCACCAUCUGCGUUAAGAAGCAAAACCGGCAUUUCAUUGUGCCUGCCUCACGUUUCAAGCUGCUGGAGGGUGCCGACAACCUGACUGCCUACACCUUCAACACCCACUGUGCCCAGCACACCUUCUGCAAGACUUGUGGUGUCCAGAGCUUCUACACUCCCCGCUCCAAUCCGGAUGGCUACGGAAUAGCGCCACACUGCUUGGAUGAAGGCACAGUGCGGAGCAUCACCAUGGAGGCUAUCAAUGGCAAGGAGUGGGAAAAGGCCAUCAAGGCACAUCCCACAAUCAAGAGCUUGUCGAAACCAUAACCACGCCAAUAGCAGAAAUGUAGCUUGGCAAGAAAUCCCCGUUUCCACCAUUUAGAAAAUAAAGCUUGUAUUUUUGUAAAGUAA